AUGCAGAUCGAUAUACAUCUACCUAGUCCUUCCUUGCAUCAUGAAGCCGGUAAUAAAACAUCAGAAACUCGACAGUUUGCGUUUUUUGAUGAAAUUUUGGUUGGAUAUGUGACGGGCAAUGCGAUUACGGAUGAUGUUCCACAGCAUUGCAUUCUAACUUUAUAUGCAUACAUCGUUUCAGAUGAGAAGGAUGAAGAAUUAAUAGCUGAAAUGAACCUCCAACGGACAAAUGAACAAGUUGAACUGGGAAAUCCAAAUACAAUUACGUGGAAUUUUGAACUACCAAUAACGUAUCCUCGAAAAAGAAUUGAACAACCACAGCUUGUACUUAAAUGCAUAUAUCAAAAACGACUGGUUGACAAAAAUACAAACUCAUCAAACUCUAGUGAAAUAAUUGCAAAGAAUUAUGAACCAAUUUCCCAAGAACACUUAGUAGAGUCUUUGCAUGAUCAAGAAUUGGGUGAAAGCCAGAAUGAUAGCCAAGGUUCAUUUAAUCUUGAAGUGGUGGAAAAGUCAGAAACAAAAAUUACCAUUCCUAUAUAUACGCCACUAGCGCUUAAUAUGAAAUCAACUAAACCUGCUGGAAGAAAUGAUAUUUUGUUGUCUGCAAUCAGUAUUGAAAGUUCUAAUAAAUCUGAUGAAUUAAUAGAUUCUGUGCAAAGCAGUACCAGAGACGACAACAACGAUAAAAACAAGAGCAGAGAAAACAGUUUGUGUUUUGAAAUUCUUGGACUAGAUGCAUCUUUUGAUGCUGGAGUGGUAAGUCGAAUGGGUCAAAAAGUGCCUUCUUUUUUGAACAUCACCGAUCUGCUAAGAGUAGUGUACAAGUUCUCCUUGAACGAUUUCUCAUCAUCAAAUCAAUUAGCCUUGCAAAAACCAGUUGUUAUCUUACUCAAAUACCGACUAGCAAGAGUUGGUGAUGAGAAUAAACUUGAACCUAUCAGCAACAUAAUCGAAACACUUUGGACUCCUUACUUGGAUUUUAGUCUAGUUGCUCCUCCGAUAAGUAAUGGGUUACGCACCAGCAAUACAACCCAUCCCCUAGAUUCCAGUCCAAACUUGCUGGGCUUGAAUGGUCAGAGGCAAAAGUCGCAGCUGCUGCAUCUAGUCUAUAGAACAAAAGGCUUUAGCAAUUCGUUAUUGAACACAAAUAUACACAACAAUGGAAUUACUGCACCGGACCAGCUUGCUAGACGAACAAAACUGAGCUAUACUAGGAAUUCCUCAAUGACUGUGAGCCUAACAGGUAAUGGAAAUCUGCCAUUCAGUGGCCUUAAAUUGAUAUUUCUUGGCAAAUUGUAUUGCAAGGUUGGGAAAACGUUGAAAUGGCAGAUACAAGCUAUAAACCACUCCAAAUUCCGGCUCAAUUUGUCCUUGUCUAUGGAUUCAACAAAAUCGGCCUCCUCCUUCUCCUUCUCCUCCCCUUCCUACAUAUCCUCACUGCUGACUUUCUCGCGCAAUAUUCAACAAAGAGGCCCCGACAGAGCUGAUGAAGAUAGUGGUGUUUUACUAUUGAGCAAUGAUGUAAGAAUCGGUCCUAUGGAUCCGCAAUCUAUUUACGAAACUGAGAUGAGUUUUAUUUGCAGUCGCAAAGGAGUAUUUAAUCUCGAUGGCCUUAAAAUCACAGACUCGAUCACUGGAGAUGGUCUUAAUUUUGGCAAAUUGAUUGAGAUAUUUAUUGUAUGA
This is a messenger RNA of Lodderomyces elongisporus, 1686 nucleotides long. RefSeq lists its product as uncharacterized. The record is from RefSeq and is a predicted model, not a curated record. The coding region runs from base 1 to 1686 and encodes 561 amino acids. Gene Ontology annotation, cellular component: trans-Golgi network; TRAPPII protein complex. Lineage: Eukaryota; Fungi; Ascomycota; Pichiomycetes; Serinales; Debaryomycetaceae. Gene Ontology annotation, biological process: intra-Golgi vesicle-mediated transport. The transcript has a single exon.